CUCUGACCCGUCAAUUGAGAGUCUCGCGAGAACGAGACCACUGAAUCCUCGAACUGGUCCAUCGAAAGAAGACGAAGGAGUAAAAAGCAAAAUGGCGUUUGACAGAGAAGGCCUAAACGUGGCCACUGGCCAUUAUUGUUUCUGUAUUUGUAUUUAGUGCAUACAUGUACGCAUAUAUGUCGUGUAGUAGAUGAAACAUUGUUAGUAAUUGUUUGUAUCCGGAUACAUUAGUGUGAGCGCACUUUAUCGCGUCUUGUGCUAGCUUAGCUUGCUAGUUAGCUUAGCUGUUAGCUGCUAACAAAGAGACGCAGACGUUAUCAACACAUCGCUAAGUAGAUAUCAAAAGUGAGUGUAAAGUGUUGUGAUUGUGUGAAAAUGUGCGAAAGAACGAUAGCAAAGUAUGAGGAGGAACUUUGUCCAACAAAAGAGGAGAAGGAGCGACAACAUCAACUACUGGACACUGUUUUCAAACAACAUCAAGUUGUGUUACACAGAACAGACGUCCAGCAGCCCCCCCACAUUAAAGAGGAAGAGGAGGAUCCACAGCCGCCCCACAUUAAAGAGGAAGAGGAGGAAGUGUGGAUCACUCAGGAGGGAGAGUGUCUUCUAGGGCAGGAGGAGGAUGAUCUCACCAAGUUUCCACUGACUGUUGUCUCUGUGAAGACUGAAGAGCAUGAAGACAAACCACCUGAGUCCUCACAGCUUCAUCACAGUCCAAACGUCCAGCAGGUGUCAGCGGGGAGUCAUGAAGAGGAGUGGCACACCAGUGUGGGACAGAAGGAGCUACAGGACCCCUCCCACAUUAAAGAGGAGCAGCUUCAUGAUGAAGAUGAAGCUCAGUCCUUACAGCUUCAUCACAGUCAAAGUGAAGAAAACAGGGGGGCGGAGCUUGUAAGUCAACACAUCACAGAAGCCGAUGGAGAACUUUGUGAAGGUAUAAAAUCAGAACCAGACAGCAUCUUUGCUCCACUGUCAGACAUGGACCACAUGAUGUCAGACUCUUCUGAUCACAGUGACCACAUCCAAAAACCUUUGAAGAGUAAAAAUUACUCUAAAGGUGAUACGAGACAUCACACUAACAACAAACACUUUGACUGCUCUGAAUGUGGGAAAUCAUUUAGAUGGAAGAGUUAUUUUACAGUGCACAUGAGAACACACACUGGAGAGAAACCUUUUACUUGCUCAGCUUGUGCUAAAAGAUUCAACACUAAGAAGGAAAUUAUAUUGCACAUGAGAACACACACAGGUGAGAAACCUUUUAGUUGCCCUGUUUGUAAGAAGAGUUUCUCCAGAAAGCAAAGCAUGACCAGACACAUGACAACACACACUGGAGAGAAACCUUUUUCUUGCUCAGCUUGUGCUAAAAGAUUCAACAUUAAGAAUGACAUGACCACACACAUGAGAACACACACAGGUGAGAAACCUUUUGCUUGCUCUGUUUGUAAGAAGAGUUUCUCCAGAAAAGAACGCAUGACCACACACAUGAGAACACACACUGGAGAGAAACCUUUUGCUUGCUCAGCUUGUGCUAAAAGAUUCAACACUAAGAAGGAAUUUAUAUUGCACAUGAGAACACACACAGGUGAGAAACCUUUUACUUGCCCUGUUUGUAAGAAGAGUUUCUCUAGAAAGCAAAGCAUGACCAGACACAUGAGAACACACACUGGAGAGUAACCUUUUCUUGCUCAGCUUGUGCUAAAAGAUUCAACACUAAGAAGGAAAUAAACUUCCGGUUCCUAGGACAUGCUCAGCUUGUGCUAAAAUAUUCAACACUAAGAAGGAAAUAACAAACUUCCGGUUCCUUGGACACAUGAGAACACACACUGGAGAGUAACCUUUUCUUGCUCAGCUUGUGCUAAAAGAUUCAACACUAAGAAGGAAAUGAUAUUGCACAUGAGAACACACACAGGUGAGAAAACUUUUACUUGCUCUGUUUGUAAGGAGAGUUUCUCCACAAAGCGAACACACAAUGGAGAGAAACUGUUUAGUUGCACUGUGUGUGAUAAGAUGUUCCGGUUCAAGCAGCAGGUCAGUAAACACAAGUGUGUAACAGUCAUGGAAGCUGCAGAGAUUUAAAAACACUUAAACAGUGAUUGUGCUAAAUUAUACUUUAAAUACACAGCAUGUUUAAUAUGAAUGUAUAUUUGAUGUUGUAUGUAGUGCUUCUCAUCUUCUAGUCUUAUAUGUUGUCCUGUAGUUACUUUGUAAGUUGUGUGCACGUAUUUAUAUUAUAUAUGUAGCUACUAUUUUAUUUUAUUUUAUUUUCUCAUUGUUUAAAGAGAGGGCAUGUUAUUUAAAUUUUAUUUUUUUGUGUGUGCUAUAAAAUCACACAUUUUUUCGAUUGCAUUUUAUUGAUGUUAUUAUCCAAUUAAAAGUAUGAAUGAAUAAAAGGUUAACAAAAUGUGGACUCUGGUAGAUUAGCAGCAUUGUUACAUCAUGGAUGUUAACUACUGCAAAACAUCAACAAAGAAGAAAAAGGCCGAAGUUAGCAACACAUCACUGAAAUUUAGAGCCAUCGUGAGUGGAGUUGGUUGUUUUUAUUGCUGCAUUUUUACUUAUUUCACCUCACAUCUUCACUUUUAAUCCUAAAUUCUUCUUCAAAUAUAUUGUUGUAGGCUUCUAAGAUUUAUGUUUCUGGUGUGUGUGUAGUCUGUGGAAAGGAUUGUUGUCCCCUGUGGAUCCAAUUGUUCACUUGCACAGAUACAUCUUCAUCAUCAUCAUCAUCACUGGAUACUACUGGACGAAACCUUAGCAUUAAUGUUUUAAUAUAAGUGUGACCUCAUUAUUCCUUGAUAACAGGACUAAAAAUACAUAUUUAAACACUGUAUUAGAGUGCCUCUUGUAGUACUCCAACUCGCCACACUGAGAAGUGGGGGCGAUCGUGAGCUAGCAGAUGCAUGUUGCUAUCAUGUUUUAUCAGCGAGGAAGACAGCAUUUGUGUUUACUUUUUUGUCAGAUUCAAGUUGUAUUGCUCUGCUGAAUAAAUGAAUCACUAUGGCUGCCAAUAUGGAGGAUUAUAUAUAUAUUUAAGAACAAAUACUUCUCUUAGCAGGUAGAAAAAUGACACCACA
Entelurus aequoreus (snake pipefish) is the source of this 3071-nucleotide messenger RNA. Its product is annotated as zinc finger protein 33A-like. Gene Ontology annotation, molecular function: DNA-binding transcription factor activity; RNA polymerase II cis-regulatory region sequence-specific DNA binding. The record is from RefSeq and is a predicted model, not a curated record. Bases 376 to 1674 code for a protein of 432 amino acids. The transcript is spliced from 3 exons. NCBI's taxonomy places the organism in Eukaryota, Metazoa, Chordata, Actinopteri, Syngnathiformes, Syngnathidae. Gene Ontology annotation, biological process: regulation of transcription by RNA polymerase II.